AUGAGCAAGGGUCCUAAGGAACUCAGGUUGGAGAUAGGUAAAAAAUGUGGUAAGGAUGGGCCAAGAUGUAGGUGCUCAGGUAAUAAACCUGGUGACAUUACUGCCAGUAAGGUUGAGAACAAUGAAGAUGCUGUUGGAUUUCUUGCCCUUGUCCAUGAUCGCAAGGGGAAAACAUUUAGGCUAAGUAGAGAACUAGAUAAUGAUGAAAAUAUAGGUGAUGUUAACCAAUGUAUACUGGGUGUUACUAAGGUAUCUGUAUAUUAUUGGGAAGAAGAUAAGGAAUGCAACACUCCACUUCUCCUCGAGGUUGUGAAGGGCAACCAUAAUAGUACGCAAUACUACUACAGAUAUGAUAAAGGUGAAGUGCAAAAUCAAAACAAUUCACAAACAAUUUGGCAGUAUAAACCUGAAAAGAUGAAACUUCAGGUCAUGCUUGAUGAUAGAAACUGUGGCAGAAAUCAUGCAGUUCCACUCAACAUAAAGGAUCUUGCAACAGGUACUCUUCCUGACGAUAUUCCCUCUACUUGUAUGAAAAAAACCCGAAGGAUAGAACUUGGUAGUUUACAACAUCUUACCGGCAGUGAGUAUGUUUAUACAACUUAUGAGGUGAAGGGCAGUGAUACAAAGAUAUCCAGAGUAAAAGUGGGUGAUCAUAACAUAUCUGGUAUUACAAUCCCUCCGGGUGGAAUGGAUAAGGUUAGACUUUAUUCCAACACAGGGAUUUCCCAGGCACCUAUUAUGAUUAACUUUAACACAAAUAAUAGAGAAUCAAAGUGGUUUUAUAGUACUAAUUCUAAUGGCACUCAAUGGACAGAAGUUGGAAGUACCAGCAAUUUCUAUAGUGAUGAUGGUAAACCCACUGAAGCUCUUGCUAAAAAAUUAGAUGAAUUUGCUUGUCAGUAUCAUAGUGGAGUAACUAUCGAUCUAUCACAUAGUACAUCUACAGCUCAGAAUAACUACUGUUGUAGCCAGCAUAAGGAUGAUGCUAGAAUUUCUGUUAGUUCUGUGCAAGUUUCUUGUCAAAGGCCUGAUCACAACAAAGGUACUAUUACAGCCUAUAAACACUCUAUUGAUGGUAAUGGGUUGAAGCUUGUUGGCAUUAAGUUCUAUCCCAGCGGAGAUACUAAGAAUAGGAAACAUGUGAAAUCCAGAAAACUAUCACUACCUAUUCCAGGUCCUGUAGAUGUCUACGUAUUUUACUGCACAGAAGAUCCCAUACUCGUAUAUGUUGACAGGAAUAAAUCUGGAUCUCCAGGAUGGUUUAGAAAGAGCACAAAAAAUAAUAAAAACCAAUGGACAAAGUUCACGUUUUCUGGUAUAACACCGACUAACAUUACAGAAUGUGGAAACUGGAACAAACUAGUGGGAGCAAUAAAAAAACUUAAAUGUGAAAAUUUCAAAAAAUGUCCUACAACCUCACUAUUACGUGCUGAAACUAGUGGUGGAGUACAAGCUCAAAUUCAAGAUGAAGAUGAUAUUGACUUGGGAUCGUCUGAGGAAGAAGAUACAUAUAAACAAGGCACCGAUGCUCCUCCACCCUCUGGAAAGGAUCCUCUUGGACCUAGAGGAAACCCUGGUAUCAAAUGUACUGAGAAGGGUGCUCAGGAAGAAUAUAAAUCCAAACUCACAUCUACUGGUAUUAACAAAGGUGAAACUGGAGGAGUGCUUAGUAGUGACCUAUGGAAAACUGUUGGUAAAGCGGUUGGUAAGACAGUCGAUCUUGGACUAGAUUUAGCCGAUCAACUUGGAUCUGUUGCCGUCCCCGCAUCCGGACUAGCUGGAAUAUAUGGAUCAUUUGUAGCUGAAGCACUUGGUAAAGUUGGUAUAGAGGCUCUAAAUACAGUUAUUCAACAAGCUAAACCUGCUACUGCUCAUCAAUCUGAAGAUGGUAGAGCACUAAGCUCUAAUACUGAUGAUGCUGAUAGUACUACUGGUAAUAGAGAAGAUGUUGAUGGUUCUCAAUCUUCUAGAACUACUCAACAACAUGUUACCGAACCUGCUGCUACUGCUCCUAAUUCUAGUCCUCCUGAACCUACUGCUGAAAAUUUUGUUGGAGGUGCUACUCUUACUGCUGGUCUUGGUGUAAUAUUUGGAUCAUCCUCUGGUACUCUUGCUGGAGCUGGUGGUCUUACUGGACUUGGUUGGUGGGCAUUUAAACGUUCUAAAGGAGAUCCUUGGGUUAGACGUGGAUAUCCUAUAGAGUUUUUAAAGAAUGUACCAUAUUGA
This is a messenger RNA of Theileria equi strain WA, 2226 nucleotides long. RefSeq lists its product as hypothetical. Lineage: Eukaryota; Apicomplexa; Aconoidasida; Piroplasmida; Theileriidae. The record is from RefSeq and is a predicted model, not a curated record. The coding region runs from base 1 to 2226 and encodes 741 amino acids. The transcript has a single exon.